CACCAGCGCUCCGGGGAUCAACCCUCCUUCCCCGUGGACGUCCUGUGCUCCUCUUUAGUCUGGUUUUUUAAUUUUUUUUUCCUCACUGCACCUGGCCUCUGCUAGGAUCCUGCUUGACUGAGGUUUAGCCCCUCACUGCUGGACUAACCACUUCGGGCGGGGUACGGGAAGGAGUCUCUUGUCCUUACACCUCAAGCGCCUCCUCCACUCGACUUCUCCCCAUCCUGAGUGAACUGGAAGGAGAUAGAAUUUGUGGACAAGAUUCUGACAGUCCCCAAAGGUCAGCAUGACAGUCACCCAGGUGCGGAGCCAGCCAGAAACAGACGGCGGAAGGAGUUUCCCGGACUGAGCUGUCACUCACCGGCCUGCACCAAUUACAACGCAGAUUGCUCGCGGGCCCACCUCUUUUGGGGUGUGUCACAAGUGAGUGAUAGACUGAGCCGCCCGGCCCUGCUCAGCCCAGCCCACGUUGCUGCUUAGAUUGAAAUGCAGAACUCAAGCCUCUUUCAGCCCGGCACAGACUUCCUUUUACUCUUUCCUUUGGCACUCUUGUCGCCUCCUCCCGGGAAGAAGCCAAGGCACCCUCGGCUUGGAGCAGCGACAGGCCGGCUCAGUGAGAACAAGAAAAAAGUUUCUUUCUGGGAGUGCGGAACUGGGGCCGGGUUGGUGUACUGCUCAGAGCAAUGGAGCCAGCCUUCGGGGAGGUGAACCAGCUGGGAGGAGUGUUCGUGAACGGAAGGCCGCUGCCCAACGCCAUUCGGCUUCGCAUCGUGGAAUUAGCCCAACUGGGCAUCCGACCUUGUGACAUCAGCCGCCAGCUACGGGUCUCGCACGGCUGCGUCAGCAAGAUCCUGGCGCGCUACAACGAGACCGGUUCGAUUUUGCCGGGAGCUAUUGGGGGGAGCAAGCCCCGGGUCACCACCCCUACUGUGGUGAAACACAUCCGGACUUACAAGCAGAGGGACCCAGGCAUCUUCGCUUGGGAGAUCCGGGACCGCCUGCUGGCGGAUGGCGUGUGCGACAAGUACAACGUGCCCUCGGUGAGUUCCAUCAGCCGUAUUCUGCGCAACAAGAUCGGCAACUUGGCCCAGCAGGGUCAUUACGACUCAUACAAGCAGCACCAGCCCGCGCCGCAGCCCGCGCUGCCCUACAACCACAUUUACUCAUAUCCCAGUCCCAUCACGGCGGCAGCAGCUAAGGUGCCUACACCACCUGGGGUGCCGGCCAUCCCCGGAUCGGUGGCCUUGCCGCGCACCUGGCCCUCCUCUCACUCCGUCACGGACAUUCUGGGCAUCCGCUCCAUCACCGACCAAGGAGUGAGCGACAGCUCCCCCUACCACAGCCCCAAGGUGGAGGAGUGGAGCAGCCUGGGCCGCAACAACUUCCCUGCCGCCGCCCCGCACGCAGUGAAUGGAUUGGAGAAGGGAGCCUUGGAGCAGGAAGCCAAGUACGGCCAGGCACCGAAUGGUCUCCCAGCUGUGAGCAGUUUCGUCUCAGCAUCCAGCAUGGCUCCUUACCCUACACCAGCCCAAGUGUCACCCUACAUGACCUACAGUGCUGCUCCUUCUGGUUAUGUGGCUGGACAUGGGUGGCAACAUGCCGGCAGCACCCCACUGUCCCCCCACAACUGUGACAUUCCCGCAUCGCUGGCUUUCAAGGGAAUGCAGGCAGCCAGGGAAGGCAGCCAUUCUGUGACCGCUUCUGCACUCUGAUGGGAGCGUCCACUCCGGCAGCCCCACUUCCGGUCUUCCCUCCUAGCACAUCCUCCCUCUCGUCACACCCCACCCCUCCAGUGGUCCAGCUUUACUGCCUCAAGAGCUGGCUUCAUGGAUUCAUAAUCUUUGUGCUGAUGACACUUAAAUAUUUUUUUUUUUUGCUGUAACUUCCCUUUUCCAGGAAACCUGGCAUAACUUUAGGAUUUAAAAACAAAAGCAACUCUAAAGGUGGAAUGAGGCAUUUGUGUUGCCCGCACACUGUUUUAACACAGAGAAGAAACCUAUCCCCCUCAAAGGGCUUAUGGAACAUUGUAGGUCUGUCUUUGGUAAAACCACACCUGUAUAUUUAUUCUAAAUCAACCUGAACUUUCGAAACGUGCAAUUGUUGAGAUUUUGCAAAAUCAAUAAAGGAAAACAGAUGUAGAAAAAAAAAAAAUUAAGUGGUAUGCUCUAAUCAAAUAAGGUGACCAAAAAAGCUUUAAUUCACCAUUAGGAAACUAAUCAAAAACUGACUUGUGUGAUCUUUUGUUUCUUUUUAAGAGAUGAUGUAUUUUGCUGAGAAAUAUGUAUAGAACUCAAGCAAUAUUGGAAUUUUGUGCCUUUGGUUGUUUUGACUUGGUUCCUAAUACAGUAAUGUUUGUAUUUCUAUGACCUUGUAAAUAUGGAUGUGGAUGUCUUCGUUCCACGGGGUACCCCUCCACCAACACCAACACCUCUCUUUUAUCUUUCUUCCUUUGCAAAGGUGACUUGCUGGUGAUGUAUUUCUCUGUUUGGUGGUGGGCCACUUGGGCUCCUGGACCUGGACUUGCCCCAGGUCGUGUGUAUUCAGUAGAGGCUUCAGCAUCUCAUGAAGGAUACUUUUUUUUUUCCUAUAGCAGAGGACUCAAAACAUAGAUAAAACAAAUCAGGUUUUAGUUUGUAUCCCAGUCAAACAACACAUAUGUCAAGCACAGGACAACAAAAAGGCUGUAACAUACCUGUACUGCAAUCCUCUAACAGAAGUCACUAGGAACACAUCUAAUGUGAAAUGGGUUUUUGUCUUUUUUUUUUUCUUUCUUUCUUGCAACAACACUUAAAAUGAACUUUAUGUGCUAGAAAACCACUGUGAAAUGAAAUUGUACUGUUGUUGUUGGCUUACCUGUGUGUUCAGCAAUCUCAGCCCCACAUUUGUCUGAUAACUUAAAAGGAGAUGGAGAACUCUUCUCUAAUGAAUGUAGUAACAAUGGCUUGCUGUGAAGUUUACAGUGCGUACUGAAGCAUGUUUCGCGAGUAGGUCAAUUGGUGUUGGCAUCAGAAAUACAAAUGCUAUUUAAUUUGUUAGCAAAUUCUUUUUUUUUUAAAUGGAAUUACAGAACAGAGAUUAGCUGCUAAACCCUUCUAUACCAAUUUGAUUUUUAUGUUAAUGUUAUGAACAGAGCUAUAGGACAUGCAAUGUGUGUGACCAUGUGAUUAUAUGUUUUAUUUUAUAAUAGUUCAUUUUCUUGGGCAAGAUUCUACAGUCUGCAUUCCUUCUGCUGCUUGGCAAAAUAGGGUUAAAAUUUACUUUUAGAAUAUUGGCACCAUUCAUCUAUUGAGAUAUUAAUGUACUGUUUUGGUAUUAAUUCCACUCAAUAACUAAACAGGUAUGGAUUUUUUUUUUUUGUAUUUGUUUUUUGUUUUUCGAGACACAGGCUUUCUCUGUGUAGUCAUGGCUGUCCUGAAACUCACUCUGUAGACAAGGCUGGCCUCGAACUCAGAAAUCUGCCUGCCUCUGCCUCCCGAGUGCUGGGAUUAAAGGCAUGCGCCACCACUGCCCAACUAGGUGAUAUGCAGCUGUAUUUAAGGAACUAGGUGCCCCCCACAUCCCCUCCCCCAGCCCCCCCCCCCCCGAAACAGCGUAGAGAGUUGUCUUAUGAAAUUUCUUAUAGAGAGCUUCAUGCUGCAUUUCUUUCUAAAGCAACCAACACUCGUUGCUACAAAGAGGAUUAUAACUUUAGGAGAAGAGUAAGCAGAAGGAGCCAGAGCUGAUCAACUCUCAGGGCCAUAGAAGCCCUUCGAUGUUGUAAAACUCCCCACUGACAAUUCGCGUUCCCUCCCGCGUGGUAAGAAGACAGGCUGUAACCAAAUGGCAUUAAGAUCCAAUCCAAUAUUUUGGUGGGGACUGCUAUCCAGAGAAUCUGACUGAAGGCACAGAAUUAUUCUAUAUCUAAUAGGUUUUUAGGUGACUAUUUGGGAUAUUGCAAAAUAGUAAUUGCUUUUAUGGAAACAUAACUGAUAACGUUAUUUUCCUUAUCUAAGUUAAGAGGUCUUAUUGUUAUUUAUAUUUUUCUGGUUUUUGUAUUUUAAGAAAUUAAUAUUGACGGUGUCAGAGUUUUCUUUUUCAUUCUCGCUCCUCUCUCCAGGUCUCUAAUUGAUAAUGGUAAAUCCACAGGGAACAAUUUUAAAAGACAAUGGAAAACCGUGUUGGCAAUUCAUAGCCACUUCUGACUGAAGCCACAUUAACAACCAAGAACAAGAACACAGUGAGGUAGGGCCGGCUAGAUCUGCAAGCCUGUUACUGUUAACACCAGCCUCCUCCAGACACUAGCUCCUCCUCAGAGGGGAACAUUUUCUAAGUUGGCACAUGCACUCUUCAUAAUUCCUUUUUUGCCCUGUUGUGUGCCUUUAGCUCUCUUGCAGAGGACUCUAGUGUGUAUCACCUUCCAGGACAGAAAACAGCCAUGCAACACAGACCCACUUGUUCUGCUCCUGGCUCUCUGUUCUUUAAUGACCCAUAUAUUGAAUAUUGGGCUGAAAUACAAAUGAAAAAGAAAAAAAAUCAUGUUGGGAAAGAUGUACAGCAGAAGGCUCUGUAUGUAUAUAGCGUAUGUCAAAAGCCUUUUAUUUUUAUACUUCAGAUGCUCUAAGUUAAUAAAUACAAAUAAUUACCAUGUAA
This is a messenger RNA of Mus musculus (house mouse), 4629 nucleotides long. It is a transcript of the gene Pax9, whose product is annotated as paired box 9. The record is from RefSeq and is a predicted model, not a curated record. Gene Ontology annotation, cellular component: transcription regulator complex; nucleolus; nucleus. NCBI's taxonomy places the organism in Eukaryota, Metazoa, Chordata, Mammalia, Rodentia, Muridae. The transcript has 5 exons. Bases 684 to 1712 code for a protein of 342 amino acids. Gene Ontology annotation, biological process: tissue development; regulation of DNA-templated transcription; negative regulation of DNA-templated transcription. Gene Ontology annotation, molecular function: DNA binding; DNA-binding transcription activator activity, RNA polymerase II-specific; transcription cis-regulatory region binding.